AUAUACUAAAAAUAAACAUAGUACACUUUGGUUUGUUAACAAGCACCUGUCUUCUUGCCGUUAAAUUCAUCGUUCUUUUUCUUUUCACUCUGUUUUCAUCUCCCCGACUUUGACCCAUCUUCCACCGAUACGACCUAAGCAACCCCAUCUCACCAAAAAUUCAAAAACCUUCUUUCUCAAUUCAUCAAUCGUUGAUUCUAUACAUACAGACCCAUUUAUAUGAUAUGAUAUAUGUGUAUGUAUAGAAUUGAUUGAAGAAUUAGAGAUGGAUCUGGGAAAGAAGGUGAUAUUCGUAUUAGUGUUGGUGGUGUGUGAGUUGGGGUGGGCUAAGGGGAAUGUGGUGUUUGAGGUGAAGCAUAAGUUUGGUGCGCGUGGGGAAAGAUCUUUGAGUGCUUUGAGAGCUCAUGAUCAUAGAAGACAUGCUAGAAUGCUUGCUGCUAUAGAUCUUCCUCUUGGUGGCAAAGGCCGUGCUGGUGAUUCAUCGCUCUUCUACACAAAAAUUGGCAUUGGAACUCCUUCAAAAGACUAUCACCUCCAGGUUGACACAGGAAGUGACAUUCUUUGGGUGAAUUGUGCUGGCUGCAACAAUUGUCCUAAGGAUACCAAGCUUGGUAUUAAGUUGGCUACUUAUGAUCCAAAGGGUUCUUCGACUGGAACACCCGUCACCUGCGAUCAGGAAUUUUGCACUGAUGUAUUAAAGGCCUCAUAUUCUGAUUGCUCGGUUGGAAGGCUUUGUGAGUAUUCUAUCACUUACGGAGAUGGAAGCUCUACCGCAGGCUUCUUUGUCAAAGAUAGUGUACAUUUUAAUCGUGCAUCCGGAGAUUUUCAAUCUACAGUCCUGAAUGGGAGUGUGACUUUUGGGUGUGGAGCUAAACAGUCUGGGGAGCUAGGUUCGUCUGAUGAGUCAGUUGAUGGAAUAAUUGGAUUUGGACAAAAUAACUCGUCCCUAAUAUCACAGCUCGCUUCAGCUAAGAAGGUGAAAAAGGUGUUUUCUCAUUGCUUGGAUGGGAAAAAUGGCGGGGGUAUUUUUGCUAUUGGAGAAGUAGUACAGCCAAAAUAUGCUUCGACACCUCUGGUCCCAGAUAUGCCACAUUAUAAUGUUAUUAUGAAGGCAGUUGAGGUGGGUGGUGAUGUUCUAGAACUUCCAACAGAUAUAUUUGAUGCUGGUGAUAACAGAGGCACUAUAAUUGAUAGUGGUACAACACUGGCCUAUCUUCCUGAUGAAGUUUUGAGGCCAAUGAUGAAAAAGAUAAUGGCACGGCAACCUGAUGUGAAACUUCACACACUGGAGGAGCAGUUCACGUGCUUUCCGUACAAAGGAAACGUUGAUGAUGGUUUUCCAGUUGUCACCUUUCAUUUUGAAGAUUCACUUUCUUUGUCAGUUUAUCCCCAUGAUUACCUUUUUGCUGUUGAUGAUGAUCAAUGUUUUGGUUGGAUGAACAGUGGCCUGCAGACAAAGGAUGGCAAGGAAUUAACUCUCUUGGGAGAUGUUGCACUAUCAAAUAGGCUUGUUGUGUAUGACCUUGAAAACCAGUCCAUUGGAUGGACCGACUACAACUGCUCUUCCAGCAUCAAAGUGAAGGACGAACAGUCUGGAAAGGUGUUUUCUGUUGGCGCCCAUAAUAUAUCUGCUGCUUCAAUAAACAGUUUCGUCACGUCAAAGAUUUUGACUCUCUUGUUGUUUAUGGCCAUCUUGUGCAACUUGAUGUGAUGACAUAUUCGGAUAAAGCAGAAUCUCAUCAACAUGAUUGUAUUUGUUGUUGUACUAUAAUAUCUAAUGAUAAUCGAGUUUACAUGAUUCUUUGAACA
Messenger RNA from Daucus carota subsp. sativus, 1809 nucleotides. RefSeq names its product aspartic proteinase 36. The record is from RefSeq and is a predicted model, not a curated record. Bases 266 to 1711 code for a protein of 481 amino acids. Gene Ontology annotation, biological process: proteolysis. Gene Ontology annotation, molecular function: aspartic-type endopeptidase activity. The transcript is spliced from 10 exons. NCBI's taxonomy places the organism in Eukaryota, Viridiplantae, Streptophyta, Magnoliopsida, Apiales, Apiaceae.